Molecule: messenger RNA, 781 nt
Organism: Myotis davidii
Lineage: Eukaryota; Metazoa; Chordata; Mammalia; Chiroptera; Vespertilionidae
Gene: BCKDHB
Product: branched chain keto acid dehydrogenase E1, beta polypeptide
Exons: 7
Coding region: 14-766 (250 amino acids)
Biological process (GO): branched-chain amino acid catabolic process; response to nutrient
Molecular function (GO): catalytic activity
Source: RefSeq, a predicted model, not a curated record
ACAAACUCAGAAAAUGAACCUUUUUCAGGCAAUAACAAGUGCUUUGGAUAACUCAUUGGCCAAAGAUCCUACUGCAGUAAUAUUCGGUGAAGAUGUUGCCUUUGGUGGAGUCUUUAGAUGUACCGUUGGCUUGCGAGACAAGUAUGGAAAAGAUAGAGUUUUUAAUACCCCAUUGUGUGAACAAGGAAUUGUUGGAUUUGGGAUUGGAAUUGCAGUCACUGGUGCUACUGCCAUUGCAGAAAUUCAGUUUGCAGAUUAUAUUUACCCAGCUUUUGAUCAGAUUGUUAAUGAAGCCGCCAAGUAUCGAUAUCGCUCUGGGGAUCUUUUUAAUUGUGGAAGCCUCACCAUCCGUUCCCCUUGGGGCUGUGUUGGCCAUGGGGCUCUCUACCAUUCUCAGAGUCCUGAAGCUUUUUUUGCCCACUGCCCAGGAAUUAAGGUGGUUGUACCCAGAAGCCCUUUCCAGGCCAAGGGACUUCUUUUGUCAUGCAUAGAGGAUAAAAAUCCUUGUAUAUUUUUUGAACCUAAAAUACUUUACAGGGCAGCAGUGGAACAGGUUCCUGUGGAACCAUACAACAUCCCCCUGUCCCAGGCCGAGGUCAUUCAGGAAGGGAGUGAUGUUACUCUAGUUGCCUGGGGCACUCAGGUUCAUGUGAUCCGAGAGGUGGCUUCCAUGGCUCAAGAAAAGCUUGGAGUGUCUUGUGAAGUCAUUGAUCUGAGGACUAUACUACCUUGGGAUGUGGAUACAGUUUGCAAGGUGAGACUAUAGAAUCUCAUUUCCUUA